AUGCGUUUGCUCCACACAACAAAGCUUCGACUGCAAGAAUUUCCAGGCGGCGACGUUCCUCGAUACGCGAUCCUCUCGCACAUGUGGGGCGAAGGAGAGAUAACCUACCAAGAUAUCAAAGAGCACACAUUCGCCCAGAUGAACGCCUUCCCAAAGCUUCAAGGCUGUUGCAAAAGAGCAGCCGAGGACGGUUAUGAAUGGGUGUGGAUUGACACUUGUUGCAUCGAUAAAACCAGCUCGGCAGAACUCAGCGAGGCUAUCAACUCGAUGUACCAGUGGUAUCGAGACUCUGAUGUCUGCUAUGCUUAUUUGGAAGACAUCGCAUCCAUUUCAAAGCUGAGCGCAAGUAGAUGGUUUACUCGCGGCUGGACUCUGCAAGAGUUCAUUGCACCUCGUCGUCUUCUAGUCUUUGACUUUCAGUGGAGGGAACUCGGUUCAAAGAACACAUUGGUAGAUCAAAUCUUUCACGCCACAGGUAUUCCAAAGGAGAUUAUUAGUGGCAUGUCACCACUUCAAUGCAAUGUUGCUCAACGAAUGUCUUGGGCCUCAUCACGACAAACUACUCGAGAAGAAGAUAUGGCAUACUGCCUAAUGGGACUCUUCGAUGUUCACAUGCCACCCAUAUACGGAGAAGGAGCGGAAAAGGCGUUUAUUCGACUCGAAGAAGAAAUUCUCAAACGGAGUUCAGAUCAAACUUUAUUUCUGUGGACAUCAGCUCACGACCCAUACAAUCAGGGCUUGCUAGCAACUUCGCCUAGAGCGUUCUGCACUCACUAUAAUUGCUUCCAUUGGAUGGUAGAUGCUAUGCGCAUACCACAUUCUGCUAUGAAGAAGCUGAUCUGGUCAAUGGCUGGGGAUACCUUCCAGAUAGACUUGGAACCAUGCGGCGGCGAUUAUGGACAGAAUCACAAUCUGGACCUGUGCUGUUUCCUUCGUUAG
This is a messenger RNA of Mollisia scopiformis, 939 nucleotides long. RefSeq names its product HET-domain-containing protein. Lineage: Eukaryota; Fungi; Ascomycota; Leotiomycetes; Helotiales; Mollisiaceae. The record is from RefSeq and is a predicted model, not a curated record. Bases 1 to 939 code for a protein of 312 amino acids. The transcript is spliced from 2 exons.